AUGACGAUCAAAAACUGUGCUUCUAAUUUCCAUGAAGUUUUUGAAGCCUUUGAGAGAAGGAACUCGAAUCAACUGUUUCAAAACUGUGUAGAAGUGCAGGUAUUUAAUGAAAGAACAACAAUUUUUUGCAUGUCGAUUUUUCCGUAUUGUAAUGUAUUAGAUCUAGUUGACCCUGUUGAUGUCCAAACUCAGUUUUCAGACGAUUCCAUGAAAACCUUAGAUUUACAUUAAGUUCUCACUAAACAAGCUAUUCGAAUAAGUGUCAAUGAAUUCUCGUUAAAACAUUCUUAAUCCGACGAAACUCUUUAAUUCACAGUAAAAGUUCGAGGAUCAUAUUUAUAGGACAAGAUUAUGAAGAAGAUUGCCAAAAAAAGUUUGAAAAUGGUUAAACGUACAUCUCAACUUGUUUCGUCGUAGAAAGUUGUUGACUGCCUGUCUGUUCCCCGCUGUCCCGGUGACCUUCUUACUACGUUCCGUUCGCUCUUGAUUACAACAGCGAGUUUGAUGAAACAAAGCGGUUUGUGUCCAAGCUUGAAUUAUGCUGGGUUAAAGCGAUACAUAACAGGUAAAGUCUUUUUCAGCAUUGUUAGUUUAGUCAUUUAGGCCUGAAUAAGAGUAGGACACCUGAAAACACCGGACAUACUUGAUUAAAGAACUUAACACCAGGGGAUCAUUGUGUUGUGUCCUUGGGGCAGACAUUUCACUCGCACGGUACCUCUUUCCAGCCAAGGGUAUAAAUGGGUAUUGGGUAACUGUAAAGGAAACUUGACAAGAUGUUGAGGAUCAGAGGCAUAGCUAGGGGGAGGGGGUCCUAGAAUGUUCGUAAACCCUCCCCCCCUUCCUUCCCCCCCACCCCUUUGUAGGCCCUAUUUUUAUCACAUUAAGUAAAACACGGCGUGGAGGUCGACAUGAUAAUUUGGUGAGUACCCUCUGUUUGACAAUGUGACCCCCCUUUUUUAAAAAAUCCCGACUCCUCCCUUAGGAGUAAACUAAAAUCUUGUUCAGGAGGAGUCGAGCAUUACUCUUAGUCACCUCAUUCUUUGUGAACCAGCAGUAAAGGAAAAUCAGUUCCUUUAACAACAUUUUAUAGAAAUCAGUGAGCGACGACCAAGAAGAUGUGGAAGAUGUGGAAGAAGUGGAAGCAAAAGUACAUUUUAUGUCGCGCAGAAUCUUAGAAGAGAACAGGAGACAUAAACUUUUCUCGUCGCUUUUGGAUGAAAACACAUUUUACUCAGUGCAAAACUGAAUCAAAAGUUUGUCAUAACUUUGAGGAAAAUUGGCGUUCACUUAUAACUUGAUUUAGACUGACACAGUUUCCCUCACUGAUCUUCUGUAUCACUUGUCUUGGAAUGAAUUUUUAGGUAAUACAAUGAUUUGUCAUAAAAACGGCCCAUGGUUUGAUGAAUGUGAACGUCAAUGUUUGUGUUACAAUGGCGAACUUUUAUUCUGUCAUCGGAUCAGAAAAGACUUUACAGCUAUGACCCUCGAGGAACGAAGGAGAUUCACAAACGUUCUCAAAACCGCUGCGACAAACCCUAUUUACAAAGAUGAGUACAGAAGGAUCUGCAAUGUUCAUGCACGGAUGCCGACCAAACUACUUCAUCACAUGCCUCAGAUCUUUCUACCCUGGCACAGAUGGUAUUUGCUGGAGUUUGAAAACAUCCUUCGUCAAGUUGACUGUAGGGUUACAGUUCCCUAUUGGGACUGGAGUAAGGACGAAAAACACUGGGCCCGAGAAACGGAGGCAAACGAUGUUUGGAAUCUAGGUCCUCACGGUUUGGGGGGUGACGGUACUUUGUCUGAUGAUUGUGUCAGAGACGGGCCUUUUAAGAAAGAUGCUUUCUUUAUACCUGAAGAUAUUGGACAAGGCUGUUUACAAAGACGUUUUAACAUUUCAUGUUUCCUUCCAGGCGAAGACGUGAUUCAAAAAAUAACAAAGGAUGCAAACUUUACUGCGUUUGAAAAGUUUGUUCGGGAAAAAGUGCAUCCUGCUUUUCACGACUGUGUUGGUGGCCAUAUGUUAAAACAUCACUCGGCUUCGUUCUCUCCAGAGUUCUGGAUUCAUCACAGCUUCAUAGAUAAACUCUGGGCAGAUCGGCAGAUAAACGGAGCCAGUCACACGUUUGAGUAUUUCAUCAACAUAACCUUUGAGAUGCCUUUGAGCGGACGGUUUUCAUGGGAACUGUUAGAUAAUCAUAACUUACCCGGUGGAAUUAAAAUCCUCUAUGAGAAUCCAGGGGAUUCCACUCUUAAUUCAAGGCUGAACAGUUUUGUUUAAAAGUUACACACCUUUGUGGCUGUGUCUGAUUGAUGUGAUAAGUUUCAAGUUUACCAUGAAGAAAAUGGACUUGUUAUCUCAGAGGGAAAGAUAUAUUUUCGCUUGUUGUCAGGUCAUGGACUGAUUUAGUUAUCCAACAAACUUGUUGCUUUCAUGUAAAUUUUUUUACAAGCGAUGGAAAUGAUUCCGUUCCUAACUUUCUUUUUUUACAUUCCAUAUGUUUCAUAGACAAAAUAUAUUUUAUCCAUCAACUGCAAAGGAGAGAUCAGUUCAGUCACUUAUGUUUCUUGCUCAAGACAAUCCUUAACAAGCGGGAAAUUCGAAUAUUUUAACCUGGCAAUUUUCAGCUUUUUGCGAAGAACAAAACCUCAUUUAGGAAAACUCAUAAAAUUGUGUAACGGUAGUAUUUAUAAGUAGAUACCAUUAAAAUCAACCGGGGAAGAUCAUGGUAAUCGUUGAAAAAUGAAUGAAUCUGAUUUUUACCUUCUCAAGAAAUUGUACAGUUGGCGAGUGUGUGAAUCAUCUUUCCACCCUUUUCUCCUCUACAAUUUUACAUCAGUUCUUCGCAGCGACAUUUACUAAUGAAAGUCAGUAACACUACAGUCAUUCAGUUUAUUGGUAACCAAAAUGAAUAGGCGGCUUACUAUUGGUCGAUUGUCCAUUAAAAAUUGUUAUCUUCAGUUGGAAGAUGGAAAAUCGAAUCGCAGCUUCUAUUCCAAAGAGGUUACUGAUGGCCUAAAUCCAUUAUUUUUAGGCCAAUGGUAUUUGCGUGGCGAGUCAAGCAAGAGUUCACCUCGAUCAAAUAGCCACUUCACCACCUGCAGAUAGGGUACACUUGAUAUAAUUGUUCACGGUGUGAGAGUGAUAUCGAUAAAACAAACCAAUACAAACGAACAAGUACGUGUUAAAUAGAUUUGCAUGUGGUAAUUAAAAGAUGUAAUUGGAUGGUUUGAUGACCUGAUCAAAUUACAACAAGAGACUACUUUGCACAACUGAUUGGCAAACGAUUUUUGUUAAGCAUUUGCCAAUGGAAAAAAAUCGGGGUUCAUUUUUGAUUGGGUUUUACAACACUCCAAAAAAGAGGCAAUUUUAAUCAGUACUGCCAGAUCAGCGGACGAAAUCAAAGGAAAAUAAUCCAGUUCUGUGUUGCUUUGAUUGUUCGUUUCAAACUUUUACAGACCUCUCUGUCUUCCUUUUUUUUUUUAGUUUAUGCAAAGGAAAAGGAUAAGCAAAGUAAAGAUAAAAAUGAAAAUAUAAACAAAACUGUUGUAGUUUGAAUAUAGUCAUACAUGUUUCUUGUGGUAAUGCUGAAAGACGAAACAGUCACAUCACCGCUCACAAGUGUACGUGAUCCAUUUUGGAACCCGCUGCCAUCGUGUAAGCCAUGGUGUGAUAAUAUAAGAGUUCAGUAUUAGGGUCACCCAACUAGAUAGUUUGCUUGUCGCCUUGGUUCGGAUUCUUUAGCGUAAACAUAUCAUUUGUCAUAUUAUCAUGGUGAUUUUGGAAGGCGAAAGGACAGCAGGGUCCACAGAAAGAGGAUAUAAUUUCUAUCUCUCCUUUGAAAAAUAAGACGCACGUUGCUGUAACCAUUUUGAAUAUGUCUUUUCAUCGAUAACACAAUGAAAGUGUCCGGAAAUAAAUUCCAGAUUAUCAUUCCGUAAAGACCAAUUGGGAGAAAUGACGAUUUUAAUUUACCCUGGGUUGUUUUAAGUGAGAAUUUGCCUUCCUACUGACUUUUAGUGCAGUCUUACAAUAACAUAUCCGAGUCUCCAGCAGUAAUUCAUUUUUUGAUUCAGUUUGAAUUAAUUUUGCCAAAAUACAAAUUUCUAGUUUUCGCACCCCAUAAGUAAGUGAUUUAUGCCGUUCGAGGCCAAGCUAAUACAUUCUCUUUACCUUUUGAGUUGAAAGUUCGUAAAGAUCUUGUCAAAAACAAGAUCUCACGAAUUUACACUGGGGAGAAUGAUUAACAUUUGCAGCUGCCUCAUUGUGAUUUGCUAAGGUCGGUAAUCGCCUGCGGUUUUUUAUUUAUUAUAUUUUUUUUUGUUUUGAUCGGAAUUUUAAAUUGCAUAAACUUCUCAAUCCUUUUCACCCUUAUGUUAGGGUGCAUAUUCCCCAUACGAUUUUCCGUACAUUUGCUAAGGUGCUGUCGAGGAGAAUUUGUUUAACAAUCAAGAACUUCUUUAGUUGGGGAUCAUUUUCCCUAUUCUCUGACCUUAAUGUAUGAUUCAGGGCUGAUAGUGUAAGGAGAAAUUACCGGUAGAGGCUGGUCGCUCUAAGGAGUCAAGGUGUUAAAAGAAAUAAGAGGAACGAAUUUCAUCAUUACAUGUCGUUAGCCAGCUUUGAUCACAACCUUCCCAUUAGCUUCCGGACAUUGACACUAUCAAUUCCACUGUCUUUGAUCAACAAUCAUGUUUGGUUUAGUGCACAUUUUCCUUGUGCUGUUCACGCUAUUUGGCAGAAGUUUUUUUUCGUCGUCACAAAAAAUAGAAACUUGUGCAGGUGUGGUUAUUCAGCAGUGUUCAGAUCAUUCCCAGAGGUUGUUAAAAGCUGUAGAAAGUGGAAACCAAAACAUUCGGGAAAAGGAUUGUAAAGAUCUUCAGGUAAGUCGCUCAUGCUUUUAAACUUCUCCUCGCCUGGAGAACUUUUCUAACUAAGAGAACAUCACCUGGGAGUGAUUGAUCUUGUUGUGCCUAGUUCAACUUUAUCGCGAGAUAUCCUCGAAACUGAAUGUUCAGUUUUUCUCUGCUUUACUGAGUUAACCCUAAAUUCCAUACUCGGUUCGGGCUUUAUUUAACAAAAUUUGAACGCGAGCAUUUCUGACAUCAGCUCUCAUGUUAACACUAGUUUUCUGUAUAAAUUUUCCCCGGCUUACUUAUUUUUCCUUUGAAUUACCUUCAAGGUAUCUGUGUUGCCCUAUUCAAUUCAUAUUGAUUUCUUUUCAUAUUCCACAGGCUACAAUUGAUUGCCUCUCUGUUCCUCGUUGUCUUGGCAACCUAUUAUCAACUUUUCGUUACUAUGUUCUAGUGACAGCAUUGAGUCUUUCUCAGGCGUGUCCCCAUCUGGAUAUCACAACACUGCGAGGCUACGUGGCAGGUUAACUCAUUAUAAUCAAUUCAGUUUAUGAACAUGACUAGAAAUAACAUUUUCUGGACGAUCAAUGAACUGACUUUUUUAUAAGUUUUAUUAAUUUUAGUUUUCGUCACAGCGAAUGACGAAGGGCUAACACUCGAAACGUGAAAUGAUCUGGUUAUACUCCCCCAGCGACGUAGCACCACAGUUUCUUUAGAAACUUACCCCCUUUAUCCCGUUAGUCAGACAACCAGGCGGUUGAUACAUACAUAUUUAUAUUAGGUGUAUCAGUUAAUCAAUCAAUAAGUCAGUAACAGGUAAUUUAGUGUUAACAACUGAGUUGAAAACGUAAAUUAACCACCGUAAAGGAUAAAAACGCUAACGUUUCGAGCGUUAGCCCUUCGUCAAUCGCUCUGACGAAGGGCUAACGCUCGAAACGUCAGCUAUUUUACCUUUACGGUGGUUAAUUUACGUUUUCAAUUCAGUCGUUAACACUAAAUUACCUGUUAUACUCUCCCACCGAAGCAGCACCACAGUUUCUUUAGAAACUUACCUCCUUUAUCAAUAAGUCAGUAAGUCGGUCUAUCAGUCGGCAGAGCGUAUGCCAUUCAAUUAUUCGUUAUCAAAAGUCUGUAUCAGUACAUCAACCAAUCAGUAAGUCAGUUAUUACGUCAGUCACCCGCUAAGUGAACAGGUACACCCGAAGUCUUAAAUAAGGUAACGAUAUACGUGCAGGCCAAUCAUAUCACCGAUUAAAGGGAAUUUCAACUGUCAAAUGAACUACAAAACCGAGUAAAGAAGAUUUCACCUUCCUUUGCUCUUAGGUAUCAAGAUGCCUUGCGAGAAAAACAGAUCAACUGUUGACCAGUGUCACAGGAAGUGUCGCUGUCAUGAUGGAGACCUUGAGUCUUGUUACAGAGUACGAAAACAAUUUACUGCCAUGAGCCCAACAGAGCGACAGCGCUUUAUUAACGCUUUCAAACUAGGUUCUUCUAGCCCUCAAUACCAAACCUAUUAUGAGGAUAUAGCCACGCUGCAUUCAAAAAUACCAAGCAAAUUUCUUCAUCACAUGCCUCAAAUAUUUCUUCCCUGGCAUAGAUGGUAUUUGAUGCAGUUUGAAAACUUUCUUCGUCAAAUUGAUUGUCGUAUAUCAAUUCCUUUCUGGGACUGGACCGGAGAGUCAGAACACUGGACACAAGCGGCAGUUUGGAGCCCAGGACCCGACGGUCUUGGGGGUAAUGGUAUAUCACCAAAUAACUGCGUUAUGAAUGGUCCAUUCCAACAGAAAGAAUUCCAAUUGCCUUGGUCUGCUGGUGGAGGCUGCAUUAAAAGAGAAUUUAACUUUUCUUGCUUUUUACCGAACUUGCAAAAAGUACGUGAUCUUAUCCAGCUUGAGAAUUUUACUCUCUUCGAACAUACAGUUCGUGAGCAAUUCCACACGACAUUCCAUGACUGUGUUGGAGGCAACAUGGCUCAUCAUUCCAAGGCUUCUUUUUCUCCGGAAUUUUGGCUUCUUCACAGUUUUAUUGAUAAACUUUGGGCCGAUUGGCAGAAGAAGGGAGUGGCUUUCCAGUUCCAGUAUUACACGGAAAUCACUUUUACAAUGCCAGGUUCUGGACAGUUCCCCUGGGAGUUUCUUGAUCAAGAUAAUCUACCAGGAGGUGUACGAAUUGUGUAUGAAAACUCACCACCGUAA
Molecule: messenger RNA, 7043 nt
Organism: Pocillopora meandrina
Lineage: Eukaryota; Metazoa; Cnidaria; Anthozoa; Scleractinia; Pocilloporidae
Source: the annotation of a GenBank genome assembly